This is a messenger RNA of Cataglyphis hispanica, 2177 nucleotides long. Its product is annotated as mediator of RNA polymerase II transcription subunit 15-like. The transcript has 7 exons. The coding region runs from base 28 to 2175 and encodes 715 amino acids. The record is from RefSeq and is a predicted model, not a curated record. Lineage: Eukaryota; Metazoa; Arthropoda; Insecta; Hymenoptera; Formicidae.
CUCUGAGACUCUUGAGGCUCAGCCAAGAUGGGCAAGACGAGAGGCGUCCACGAGACGACUCCCGAAUUGAGGAAUCGGAUGGUGGGAAUGUACGAGGCUGGUCUGGGUCUGCGAGAGAUUGCCGCAGCGAUUAAUUGCUCGCAACGUACAGUGAAGAGAUGGUUGAAUAGAUUUGACAAGGAAGGCACAGUGGAGACAAGGGAGCGGUGCGGUCGCAAAAGAGCAACUACUGUAGAGCAGGAUGAAGCAAUUGUUCGUUUAGCUACUCAAACACCCAUAACUGCGGCGAAAGCAGUGCUUCCAGCAUUAGGUCUCACCUGUUCUGUAGAUACUGUAAGAGAAAGACUACAUAAAGCUGGAAUUCACAAUUGGAGUCCUUCUCGCAAAUAUAUGCAAAGGAUUCCAUUGGGUGAAGCGGAUGGUGCAGCGAUUCAGCAAGCGGUAUGGCGACCAACCGGCACCCAAUUGGGCAAGAAGAAAACUUCCAAAGAUUCGAGCAAGUCCGAGAAAAAUGGUACCACUAAAAAGAAGAAUCCAUCGAAAAAGAUCAAAUAUCUAGAGGUAUUCGUUGACAACGGUGCACUAUCCGAAUCUCUGAAACAAAACCAAAAUACCGAGCAGCAACCGCAGCAGCAACAAGAACAGGAAUUCGUAUUUCCUCAACAAAAUCUUCCACCACCACCUCCCGCACCUCAAGCCACCGAAAUGCAACCUUCUGCGCAACCUUUAUCAACGAGCCAGACGGAGUUUGGUAACGCUUUGGGUCUGGCGCAACAAUCGCAAUCCAUCUAUCAACAUCCGGGAUUGAAUAUGGUACAAAAUUGGCCAUUAGAUUUAGUACAAGGCAGUCAUCAUUAUCCACAGGGACAGCCGAUAUCACAUGAGCACUCUUUGCCACAGCAGCAGCAACUGCAAGAGCUGCACACGCAGCAGGAACAGCAACAACAUCAUGCGCAACAAGCUCAGCAGCAUGUGCAAGAACAAUCGCGAUUGCAAGAUCAAUCGCAUCAGCAGAAUAUUCAGAAUACUCAUCAUCAUAAUCUUGAUCAGCAGCAACUGCCAGUGGAGCAUCAGAUUCAACAGCAAAGCUUGCACUCUGGUAUAUCUAGUCCAGAGCAGACAAAUGUGAACAUAGCAUCCGAUAGUUCUUGUAGUUCCAACGAGAAUAGUCAAUCGUCUUGCGAGCCCCAACGAAACAAGGAAUCGUCGAGGAAAAGUAAUGGAAAGUCGGAAUCGGAACGGCAAAAAGAGAAGAAAAAGGGUGGCAAAGCGAAAGGAACAUUGGAAACUAGCGUGGAAAUCAGAAAUCGAAUGAUUGGAAUGUCUGAAGCUGGAUUAUCGACUCUGUCCAUUGCCCUGGCGAUCGAUAGAUCGGAACGUACUGUUAAAAGAUGGUUAGAACGUUGGCAUAAGGAAGGCAAUGUGCAAACCAAGGAACGAAAGGGCCGACGUCGGAUCACUACCAAGGAACAAGAUGAGGCCAUUGUCGCGAUGGCGACUCAGCAUCCUCUUACCGCCGCUAAAUACGUAGCGCCUGCGCUAGGUCUAAAAUGCAGCGUGGAUACAAUUAGAGAAAGACUUCAUAAAGCUGGGAUACACAGCUGGAAGUUAGGCAAAAAGCAAGGAGAAGGAAAUGCAGUCCACACUGUUCAUUUGUGGCAACCGAGUGGUAAUCGUCCUAACAAACCGAAAAUGCCCGGAGAAAAGAAAAAGAAGGGUAAUAAAAGACGUGAUCAGAUAACGAACAGCAGUCAGAAACGCGUCGUGCGGAAGAAGAAAAACGACGAACCAUCGACAUCAAAACCGGCUCUGCCUCCAACGAACAUAAUACCGGAACAGACUGUGCUACCGUUCCACAAUCCUGGAAACAUGACGAAUUACGCUUCAGCCCCUAAUGUAAUGACAACGGUGCAUAAUAUUAGUACAUUGCCACAACUACCUCCGCCACCACCACCACCACCACCACCACCACCGCCACCGGUGCCGCAACCGAUGCAGCAGCAGCCGAUAGGUCCAAUAAUGCCGCAGAGACCGGACUGUAGGCUAGCACCGACUAUAAUUCCGCCCGUAUCGAGCAAUUCCGGUGUCGCCUAUCCAUCGUGCAUGGUCGGUGGUAACGGUCACAUGGAACAAACGGAUCCUCUAAAUUACGAGCCGUACAUUUGGAGUUUUUAAAU